AUGGCCGAAGAAGAAAUUGCUGCUCUCAUCAUUGAUAAUGGCUCUGGGAUGUGUAAAGCUGGCUUUGCUGGAGAUGACGCCCCUCGUGCAGUGUUCCCAUCCAUUGUCGGACGCCCAAGGCACCAAGGGGUCAUGGUUGGGAUGGGGCAGAAGGACAGUUAUGUUGGUGAUGAGGCCCAGAGCAAGAGAGGCAUCCUGACCCUGAAGUACCCUAUUGAACAUGGCAUUGUCACCAACUGGGAUGACAUGGAGAAAGUGUGGCACCACACCUUCUACAACGAGCUCCGUGUUGCCCCAGAGGAGCACCCUGUUCUCCUGACAGAAGCUCCCCUGAACCCCAAGGCCAACAGAGAGAAGAUGACCCAGAUCAUGUUUGAGACCUUCAACUGCCCUACCAUGUAUGUGGCCAUCCAGGCUGUACUGGCCUUGUAUGCCUCUGGACGUACCACUGGCAUUGUGAUGGACUCUGGUGAUGGGGUGACCCACGCCGUGCCCAUCUACGAAGGCUACGCACUGCCUCAUGCCAUCCUGCGCUUGGACUUGGCCGGGCGUGACCUGACCGACUACCUCAUGAAGAUCCUGACCGAGCGGGGCUACAGCUUCACCACCACGGCCGAGAGGGAGAUCGUGCGUGAUAUCAAGGAGAAGCUGUGCUACGUUGCCUUGGAGUUUGAGCAAGAGAUGGCCACAGCUGCUACAUCUGCCUCUUUGGAGAAAAGUUACGAGCUCCCUGACGGGCAGGUGAUCACCAUUGGGAAUGAGCGGUUCAGGUGCCCAGAGGCCCUCUUCCAGCCCUCCUUCCUGGGCAUGGAGUCCUGCGGCAUUCACGAGAGCACCUUCAACUCGGUCAUGAAGUGUGACAUCGAUAUCCGAAAGGACCUCUACGCCAACACGGUGCUGUCCGGCGGCAGCACCAUGUAUGGCGGCAUCGCCGACCGCAUGCAGAAGGAAAUCGCUUCCCUGGCCCCCAGCACCAUGAAGAUCAAGAUCAUUGCCCCAGUGGAGCGCAAAUUCUCAGUCUGGAUUGGUGGCUCCAUUCUGGCUUCUCUCUCCACCUUCCAGCAGAUGUGGAUCAGCAAGCAGGAAUAUGACGAGGCUGGUCCAUCCAUUGUUCACAGGAAAUGCUUCUGAAUCCUGUAGCAAAAUGGAAGCGUCAAAUGUGGCUGGGCAAUGGACUGUGUUCCUUUUAUGGAAAUAUUCCUUCCAAAGCUGUUCCUAACUCUUCCAAGGGCUGUCUGUAUGCUUAACAUAUCCUAUUUAAGAUUAGUUUGGAUAGGUCUAAAGCAAACCAGUCCCAUUGCAUAUAACUUAAUGCAGUGAUCACCUGUAAAAAUGUGCUAAACCCCUCACUAGUGACUCAUCACAAGGUUAAGAGGUAAAACCAUGUUAAUGUGAGGCUAUGGGUCUGUCGCUGACUAACAGCACUCUCUUCCCUCUUCCUUG
Molecule: messenger RNA, 1443 nt
Organism: Terrapene triunguis (Three-toed box turtle)
Lineage: Eukaryota; Metazoa; Chordata; Testudines; Emydidae
Gene: ACTL8
Product: actin like 8
Exons: 2
Coding region: 1-1131 (376 amino acids)
Source: RefSeq, a predicted model, not a curated record